This is a messenger RNA of Aspergillus ruber CBS 135680, 2640 nucleotides long. Its product is annotated as putative DUF221 domain protein. Gene Ontology annotation, molecular function: calcium-activated cation channel activity. The transcript is spliced from 4 exons. The record is from RefSeq and is a predicted model, not a curated record. Gene Ontology annotation, cellular component: plasma membrane. The coding region runs from base 1 to 2640 and encodes 879 amino acids. NCBI's taxonomy places the organism in Eukaryota, Fungi, Ascomycota, Eurotiomycetes, Eurotiales, Aspergillaceae.
AUGGAUAUUUACGGUGUAGGCCGUCGUGGCCUUCAUCAAAUGGUCGCUCGAGCUGAUAAUAAUUCCAAUUCAGCCACCGGUCUAGUCUGGGUCCUAGUUCCCUCAUUGAUUUCUGCAGUGGCUAUGGCUCUCGUUUUCAUCAUUCUGCGGCGGAGUGAGCGCCGCAUGUAUAUGCCUCGGACGUACGUGGGUAGUUUGCGUCCCUCCGAGCGCACGCCUUCCUCCCCCACCGGUCUGCUGAAUUGGGUCAAGUCCAUGUACAAGCUGCCUGACGAAUAUGUGUUGCAACAUCACUCCAUGGACGCUUAUUUGCUGCUGCGCUUCCUCAAGUUGAUCACUAUUAUCGCCUUUGUCGGCUGUUGCAUGACAUUCCCAGUCUUGUGGCCCGUCAAUGCUACCGGUGGUGGAGGAGGGCAGCAAUUCGAUAUGCUGAGCAUUGCCAACAUCUCCCACCAGUAUGGUCGUUACUUUGCGCACGCCUUCAUUGCCUGGUUCUUUGUGAUGUUCAUCUACUUCACUAUCACUCGCGAAUACAUCUUCUACAUCAACCUUCGUCAGGCCUAUUCUUUGUCCCCGGCCUAUGCCAACCGUCUUUCCUCACGCACUGUACUCUUCACUGCCGUCACCGAAGACUACCUAAACCGCGACAAGAUUCGCCAGAUCUUCGGUCCGGAAAAGGUGAAGAAUGUCUGGCUCAGUACGGACGUGAGUGAGCUGGAGGAGAAAGUGAGUGAGCGCGAGGAUGCGGCCAUGAAACUUGAAGCCGCUGAAACCAAACUCAUUACCCUGGCCAAUAAAGCUCGUGCCAAAGAGCUUAAGAAGCAGCAGAAGCAGGGCAACACCGAGGAGACUCUUGAGAUUGAAUCCGGCGGCGUUGACUUUGAAGAAUCGGGCUCCGUUGCUGCACGCUGGGGCGUCAAACAAGCCGACAGACCCACGCACCGCCUCAAGAUGUUGAUUGGAAAGAAAGUGGAUACUAUCAACUGGGCAAGAGAGGAGAUUGAACGCCUCACUCCGGAGAUUGAUGAGCUGCAAGCCAAACACCGUGCUGGCGAUGCUAAAUUGGUUACUUCUGUGUUUGUUGAGUUCUACGUUCAGUCCGAUGCUCAAGGUGCUUACCAGUCCGUUGCUCACAACCUGCCUCUCCAUAUGGCCCCGAGGUACAUUGGUCUCGAUCCUACCCAGGUCAUUUGGUCCAACUUGCGCAUCAAGUGGUGGGAGCGGAUUAUCCGUUACACGGUCACGGUUGGAUUCAUCACCGCCUUGAUUGUCUUCUGGGCCAUCCCCACAGCCGUGGUCGGUGCCAUCUCCAACAUCGAUUACUUGAUAGAGAACGUGUUUUUCCUUGCAUGGCUCGGCGAUUUGCCACAAUGGAUCAAGGGUGUGAUUACUGGUCUUCUCCCGACUGUCGCCAUGUCUAUUUGGAUUUCGUUGGUCCCAGUUAUAAUGCGCUUCAUGGCCAAGCUGGGCGGUGCCCCCAGUCAAGCGGCGGUUGAGCUAACCACGCAGAAUUCCUAUUUUGCAUUCCAGGUGAUCCAGGUGUUCUUGGUCGUGACGAUAACUUCCUCCGCUUCAAGUGCGGCUGGCCAGAUCGUUCAGCGACCAGCCGAAGCGGCCAGUCUGCUGGCCGCUAACCUUCCCAAGUCGUCUAACUUUUACAUCUCGUACAUUGUUCUGCAAGGGUUGUCCUUUAGCUCUGGCGCUUUGUUGCAAAUUGGUGGUUUGAUCGUGGGCAAGAUUUUGGGCAAGUUGCUGGACACCACACCCCGUAAGAUGUACACUCGUUGGUCGUCUCUGGCUGGCCUGGGCUGGGGUACCGUCUAUCCCGCGGUCACCCUCUUGGCUGUCAUUGCCAUCACAUACUCCUGCAUCGCACCCCUGGUUAUGGGAUUCGCUACGAUUGGCUUCUAUCUUUUCUAUUUUGCCUACCGCUACAACAUGCUGUACGUGUCUAAUGCCGAUAUCGACACGCAGGGUAAGGCGUAUGUUCGUGCUUUGCAGCAUCUCACGGUGGGCUGCUAUCUGCUGGUUGUCUGCUUGAUCGGCUUGUUCGCCAUCGGAACCGCAGACGAUCAAAUCGCUCUUGGACCUCUGAUCCUGAUGGUCAUUCUUCUUAUCUUCAUGAUCUUGUACCACAUGUCUCUCAAUAAGGCAAUGGAGCCUCUCGUCAACUACCUGCCCAAGAACCUGGAGGCUGAGGAGCAGAGUCUCCUUUCUCCCAGUGAACAAUCGACCUCCAUGAACAGCAAUGGAGCAGUGGACGGCGAUUCCGCCGAAAAGGCCAUUUCGCCUACCAUCGUGUCUGAUGAAAAGCCCGUCAACUUUCUCUCCCGCUACUUGCGUCCCGACAAGUAUGACAGCUACUACCAGUUGCGCCAGUGGGCGCCUAAAGCUGACGACCUCCCUCCGUAUACCCCUAAUACCGAGGAAAACGCCUAUUAUCACCCGUGUAUCAACGCCAAGGCUCCUCUUCUCUGGAUCCCUCGUGAUCCUCUUGGUAUCAGUAAGCAGGAGGUCGCACACACGAGCAAGGUGAUUUCAAUUACGGAUGAGGAUGCUUGGCUUGACGAGAAGAACGCUCUCCAGUGGGACGUUGACAAGGGUGCUCCUCCGAUCUAUAAGGAGAAAAUUUACUAUUAA